AUGGUUGAAAUCCGCGCUGCAGCCGUGAAAUGCACGGAGGUGACACCUCAAUGCCCAGUCGAAGGCACUAUCUACGGCUACGCGCCGGACAUUGUAUUUAGCGUUGAAUUCUGCAUAAUAUUCGGUGUUUGUUCUCUGAUACAGAUCGGCCAGCUGAUCAAAUGGCGUCUAUGGUCUUUCAGUAUUGCCGUGAUUCUCGGUUCUUCGACUGAAGUAAUUGGCUAUUUUGGUCGUAUAUUACUCCACAAAAACGCAUAUUCAUCCGCUGGUUUCAAGACACAGCUUUGCACGUUAACAAUAGCACCCGCUUUCUGGUCGGCGGCCAUAUAUCUGACGUUGAAGCAUGGAGUGAAUGUAUUCGGCCAGCAAUACUCGACAUUGAGGGCUAAGUGGUAUCCUUACAUCUUUGUCACCUGCGAUAUCAUUUCGUUGAUUCUCCAAGGCGUUGGGGGUGGUCUUGCAGCGGCAGCCAAGACACAACGUGUCAAUGAUAUAGGCAGCAAUGUCAUGUUGGCUGGGAUUGUUUGGCAAGUCGUUACGUUGACGGUAUUUGCGGUGAUGUCGGGUCAUUUUCUUCUUCGUAUAAGAGGUUCCCCGAAAGAUGAAAUGACGGCUGAGGCCCGAAGAGUUUGGGACAGUCGCAGUUUCUGGGUAUUUUUCUGGGGCAUCCUUGUGGCAUUUCUCACAACUUAUGUUCGUUGUGUCUACCGUAUCGCAGAGAUGGCUGGUGGGUGGAAAAAUCCCAUAAUGCAGGACGAAAUUGACUUCACUAUCCUUGAAUCAAUAAUGUGUGCUGUCGCUGUGAUAGCAUUAUGUAUCACUCCUCCUGGUUACUUCUUCCCGCAAAUGCGUGGGGAUUAUGCUGGACCAGUGAAGGAAAUAAAAGAGGCGAAUGGCUCCAUUAUUCUGGAGCCAGAGCGAAGACGCAAGUACCAGGAGUUUGGCUGA
This is a messenger RNA of Penicillium coprophilum, 948 nucleotides long. RefSeq names its product RTA1 domain-containing protein. The record is from RefSeq and is a predicted model, not a curated record. The transcript has 4 exons. The coding region runs from base 1 to 948 and encodes 315 amino acids. Gene Ontology annotation, cellular component: fungal-type vacuole; plasma membrane. NCBI's taxonomy places the organism in Eukaryota, Fungi, Ascomycota, Eurotiomycetes, Eurotiales, Aspergillaceae.